AUGUUGCUCGCUGGAUUUCAACCAAACCACGUUACACUUGCAAGCAUUCUCGCACUUUGUGCUAAAGUAGGGAACCUGCAACGUGGGAAAGAGUUACACUGCUACAUCCUGAGGCGGCAAAGCUUCAAGGACUGUUUAGUCCUGUGGAACUCCCUUGUUGAUAUGUAUGCGAAAUCCGGGAGAAUCGUAGCUGCCGAGUGGGUGUGUGCUUCGAUGAGCAAGAGAGACAAAGUGACAUACACUUCACUGAUAGGUGGAUAUGGCAUGAUGGGAGAUGGAGAAGUUGCCUUGGAACGGUUCGGAGAUAUGAUUACAUCCGGUAUCAAACCUGAUCAUGUAACCAUGGUUGCAGUUUUAUCAGCUUGCAGCCACUCGAGUUUCGUUUGUAAAGGACAACGCAUGUUUGAGAUUAUGCGAAAUGCGUUUGGUAUACGCCCUCGCCUUGAACACUAUUCUUGUAUGGUUGAUCUCUAUUGCAGAGCAGGUGACCUGGCUAAAGCCAGAUGCAUGAUUUCUGAAACUCCUUACGGGCCGUCUCGUGCCAUGUUCGCUACUCUGAUAAUAGCUUGCUUGGUCAACGGGAACAAGGAGAUUGGUGAGUGGGCUGCAGAUAAGCUACUAGUGGAGAUGAAGCCAGGAAACUUAGGGCACUGUUUGUUGAUUGCAGAUAUGUAUACAGUUGCUGGUUCUUGGAGCAAGCUUGCACAUGUGAAGGCUUUGAUGAGUAGUGCCCAAAAGGCUUAUGAGUUUGCUUUGAUGGAAACGGAUUGUGUGUUGGAUGAAUCGAGUAAGCCAAUGGUUGAUUCUUCUUCUAUCAUUAGUCAGGAGCAAAGUUCAGAUGAAGAACGUCUUGUAGAAAUAGGAUAA
Microthlaspi erraticum is the source of this 867-nucleotide messenger RNA. The record is from the annotation of a GenBank genome assembly. Lineage: Eukaryota; Viridiplantae; Streptophyta; Magnoliopsida; Brassicales; Brassicaceae.